Cuscuta epithymum is the source of this 1123-nucleotide messenger RNA. The record is from the annotation of a GenBank genome assembly. Lineage: Eukaryota; Viridiplantae; Streptophyta; Magnoliopsida; Solanales; Convolvulaceae.
GCGUUCUGCAGGUGGGCCCAUUUAUGGGCGUCAAGACCCCAUUCCAUUCGUACACAUUUCAUUUCCGUAGCGCCAUUUUCAAAAAAAAACUGAGAAGAGAUAUGAAUCCGGAGAUCACCAUCACCGUUGAAGACGAAAGCGACACGUCCCCGUCCCGUUCGUACACCGUCCAUUUCUUCGACACUCACAUCUUCGUCACCGUCACCAAAACUCCGUCCGUUGUUCGCAAAUGGGUCGCCACAACCGUCUACCUUCGCAACCGCCGCCGCUUGUUCGGCCAACUCGUCAUAGGCGUCGCCGUUCAGUGGAACCCCUACAGAGGAAACGAUCCUCCUGCUCACACUCUCCAACUCUGCGUCGGCUGCCGCUGCUUGAUCUUCCAGCUCUCCCACGCCACCACAGUUCCGCUCAUCCUCCGCCGCUUCUUACUCGACGAAACGAACACCUUCGUCGGGAUUUGGAAUGGCUCGGACCAGAAGAAAUUGGAGAUGGAGCACGGGCUGGACAUUCAUCGGCUUCUGGAUCUGAGGAGGUACGUGGAGACAGAUGAGGGAGAUAGCCUCCUUACGGCUUCCGUGGAAGCGAUUGUGAGCGAGUGCUUAGGGUUCGAGGGGGUGUAUUUGGAUCAGGCCAUCAGCAUGAGCCGUUGGGAUGCUCAUCACCUGAGUUGGGAGCAGGUUUUGCAAGCAACUGUGAAAGCAUAUGUGGCCUUUGAGAUUGGGAAGAACCAGGGUGCUUGGCGGUAUUGAUCGAUCAUCUGAUCCAUCGAUAGAUCUAUUUCUGAUGUGAUCGAUCUAUAACUUCGAUCAAUUCCACUCCAUCUCUUCAUCGAUCUCUGGAUAUCAACUCUUUAUUUUGGUAAUACUAGUCUCUCGAAUCUUCUAUGCUACCAGCCGUUAACUGAUAGUUUUCCUUUUAGUUAAAAAAAACCUUCAGAAUUCAGAAUUCCGAAGAGGUCAAUUUCAAUGGAAGUAGUUGUUAUAAAUUGACUGAAACGUCUUCCGGAUUUUGUUUGUUUUUUGGAUUUCUGAAUGAGUCUUAGAUUUGACUUUGGAUGAUCCUGUUACAUGAAAUUCUCAGCUAUAAAAAAAACCUUAGAAGAGUUUUUGUUCUUUUGCCUAAG